Pecten maximus is the source of this 6450-nucleotide messenger RNA. RefSeq names its product protein inscuteable homolog. The transcript has 13 exons. Gene Ontology annotation, cellular component: apical cortex. Gene Ontology annotation, molecular function: protein binding; cytoskeletal adaptor activity. Gene Ontology annotation, biological process: regulation of asymmetric cell division; asymmetric cell division; establishment of mitotic spindle orientation. The coding region runs from base 395 to 1954 and encodes 519 amino acids. The record is from RefSeq and is a predicted model, not a curated record. NCBI's taxonomy places the organism in Eukaryota, Metazoa, Mollusca, Bivalvia, Pectinida, Pectinidae.
UAUCGUAAAAGACAACAAAUAUUUUCUGUUUCUUAACUCAAGAACCACAACGGCACGUUUUGAAAUACUUCUUCACGCCCACAUUCAUGUGGACUCAUGGUGUCUUUGAAGCCGACUUAAACCCGUAGAAAUACGUUGUGUGUGCAUAAAAACAGAGUAACAAAAAACAACAACUGGCAUUGACUGGUAAGUGAUUGUAGCUCUUGAGUAUUGGUGUGGAGGAUAGCCUGCUUGUACCCUUGAGUAGCCUUAUUGGUGUUGAGGAUAGCCUGACUAUACCCUUGAGUAAGCCUUAUUGGUGUGGAGGAAUAUAGCCUGAUUGAAACCUUGAGUAGCAGCCUUAUUGUUGUGGAGCCUGGUUGUGAUCCAGCAUGCUGCUGUGAUAACACACAUUAUGUUGAGGCACAGUGUCAAAAAGAGUACAAGAGAGAAGUUCAUAUUUGACCCUACACAGAGAUGGCUGUCCGACAUCCGCUGGUCCACAGAAACAGAAUGUAUGAGUGUCCUUCAGGGAAAGUCUCUCCUCACGGAAAUGGAUAAGUACAGCCUUCAUGCUGCUGUAGUUAAAAAUGGGAUCGAUACAAUACGGGAUGAUUCUCACCACAUCAGCAAUGAGUUCACGAAACUCUUCAAGUAUGUGGAGGCUGAGAAGUGGGCUGCUGUGCGGUCCUUGGUGAUGCAGUUGACAUGCCACAUCAGGUCCCUCAUCCAGGAAUGUAACCUCUGUUUACCGGAUCCUCCCUCCUACAUACUUGAGCAACAGGAAACAGUGAUGGGUGAAUGUGCCAAGCUAGCUCAGCAGGUGGACAGGAGAAGCAGUUCGUCAAAGGAUGAUCGCACACCGCCUAAAAUCCCCGUCACUAACCAACUGACUUUCUUGGGUCAAGCCUUUAGUCGCCUUGUAGACCUUGCUCUUGGACAUCUAUUACAGAAAGUUGUGGAGACUUUGGAUGAAGCCAACAACCCUGUGACCUUGUCCAGCGCUCUUGGGACAGUGGUCAGUCUAGGACUGGAGGGAGAACAUAUGUGCUAUAUCUUUGCUAGAGAGGGAGGUGUAAGGGCAUUACUGGACAUCUGCCGGACAGAAUCAUUGAGUUUCAUACACCCACAGACUUUGAGAGCUCUAGCCACAAUUUGCUGUGUUGCAGAAGGAAUAUUUGAAAUAGAAAAGGAGGGAGGUGUGGAGUGCCUGAUGGACAUAUUGUGUAACUACUCUAAUGGCGAGAAAGUACGAGGAGAGGUUGCUGGCGUAUUGGCACAAGUUACCUCCCCGUGUCUUGAAAACUUCCAGCAAUUAUCAGGCCUAGUGGAAAACUUGGAUGAAAUCCUACGGGCAUUGAUAGGUUUAUGUGCCAAUACUCUAUCCCACGAAGUCUUCCUGUUGUCGUCAGCAGCUAUCGCAAACAUCACUUUCAUGGACAGCAUGGCAUGUGAUAUUCUGCUGAAGUACGAUGCACCUCGUGUUCUCAUCCAGUCAUGCGGAACCAGUGUGGCUCAGUCUCUCUUUGCCAAGGACCAGGUAGCCACUGUUCUAGCAAAUAUGGUUGCCGUUGACAACUGCAGACAGUGUAUUAUAAAUAGUGGUGGCCUUGACCUAUGCCUACAGUUGCUACAGGAACGACCUUUGGCCUACAAGUCUCCAUCUGAGAUUGCAGCCUGUGAAAGGGUUCAGCAGAAGUCGGCGAUUGCCCUGGCAAGACUAUGUAGGGAGGAAGAGAUUGCGCAGAUCAUUGUUGAAAUGGAAGGUAUACCCCGCCUGGUGGAGCUCUGUAGAAACAAAGGGGAAAGAAAUAACAGUGAUGCAGUAUUAGUGGCCUGUCUGGCUGCUCUUAGAAAAGUAAGUGCUUUGUACAAAACGGAAAACAUCAUAGAUAUUGAUUUCAAGCAAUUGAUUCAGCCACGACUCAUGGAUUCCUUUCUCAUUUGUACAAACACGGAUGAGAACUUUGUAUGAGAACUGUAGGUCAGAGUUGGUGAGAAGAAAUUACAAUUACAACGAUAUUUCCUACAGUAUUCAAAAAGGCUGAAUAAUGUCUGACUUCUUGAUAGCAAAGCAAGUUGGAAAUGUUUCUAAAUGAACAUAUAGUUGAUAUAAGUACAUUCAAAUAAGUAUUGAAGGGAUCAUUUUUGUUUCAGCUAGAAGAGAGAUUAAGAUAAAAACUACAGCAAAUCAAAAUUGUCCGAUAUAUCAUGCCAUGUGAUCGUUGACAAACGAGACACUUAUGUGUGGUUUGGUGACACAGUGGUAACACACUUCCCAUUCAACUAAAUGUAUUGACAUGGGAUUCAAUGCCCUGAUCAGGCAUGAAAAGGCACAUGUAUGGGGUCUACCAGCACAACCACAUGGGAUUUCUCCUAGUACUGCGAUUUCCUCCCAUACAUUUCCAUCUGGGCCAGCGAGAGUGAUUAAUACAAGUCGGUGUAACUUGUUUCGCAAUUGUUAUCAAAUAAUAAAUUUUACAAUAGAGUUAACUUACACCAUUAAGUUUAAUUUGAUGGUGUACUGUAGAUUCUACAUCAGUUUUAUCAACUUGAUUGACCAGGUACAAAAACCAGAUUGCUAUAAACAUUUUGAAUUCGUAUGAAACCAGCAGUUGUAAAUAAUAGGCUGUUACUUUGACAGUACUGCCACUGUCAAACUUUGAUGUUAUAUUGACCUUUGUCUAUAUAGACUGUAUACACAGACACAUAUACAUUAAUCAUGAUAUAAUGAUUUUAUAUGUCAAUAUCUUCCAACACCCCUUUUCCCAUAUUCUUUACCUUCUUUAAUCCUCUGCCUCAAACCUCUGUCUAUGCCAAAAAUAUUGCUUGACAAUGGUGCCAUUCAUAAUAACUCAGAAACAAGUUCAUUUAGCUAUCAAAAGGUAUAAUUUUAUAAUACAACAAUUACACUGAUACAUUAAUUUAGGAUGUACCCACAUACAUACAUACCUUGGGGCUUGAAAUCCUUUGUGCAAAGUUUUUAAAUGCCUAGAAACGUACUUUGGUAGAGAAAGGAACAGAUGGACUGAAGAUCAAGGAUGUUUAUUUAUAAAUUAAUAUUAUAUAUUAUAGAUAGUACCAUAUGGUGUAGCUCAUCCAUUCAUGUUUUGUUAAUUGAUCAAUUUAUAUGUUUAUAUGUACAUGUAGGUCACUGGUCAGCCGGCUCAAAACCUUUGUUGUAGAAGAGGCUUGAAAUUUAUUUUAAAUUUUCCUAAUUGAUGUGUUAUCUUAUAAUUGCAACAAUUUGAAGUAUUAUGAAUGUAAAAUGGAAGUACAUGUAUCACAAAAAGAUAUUUAUAAUAGUUGACUGAUGAAAUAUAUGUAGGUUUGAAAUAUCAAUUUAUCACUUGUUUCUUUUAAUUUUCUUUUAAUUGUAUCUUUUGAAGAUCUGUUGUAUUCCGUUAAGAAUUUAUGAACAAAACUAGUAUACAUGCAUAGUAAUAUAGAUUGAAGGCCUGUUUAUUGGCUAGAUAUAUUCAAUCCCUGUCCAAGGAAUAUAGAUUUAUAAAAAGAUUGUUUUAAUUGUAACCGAUAGCUAUUUAUUGCUCACAUGCACUUUAAUACUGUAAUUGUAUCAUAUUUACCUGAAAUGUAGAUAUUCUUCAGUCAAACUUAUAGUCAAAGCCUAUCAGUAUUUGCCUGUGUUGAAUUUACAUGUAUAUGUUUUUAAACUUGACUUUGUCUUUACUUUCAUUAAUUGAGACAGAUUUCAAAAUAAUGAUCUUAUCUGAGAUGAAUUCUAUGUUUCAAUGAUAACCAUUUCAUACAGGGUUUGAUAAGUUGUAAUAUUAAUAUUUUUUAUUUAUGAAAUAUAUGGGAAAUAUUAACUUGUCAUAAUAACUGUGAUAGAUUGGCAAUUGCAGGUAAAGUUUUGUCUACAGUAAGUGUUAUUGAUAUUUCAUCAAGUUGUAUAAAAUCUGCAUUUUAAAUGCUUGAGAAGUGUUGUAAAAAAUAUUGGGAUGUGUUUUUGGUAAUACUUGAAGAAAUGAUGAGGCAUUUAUGGAAUCUCACUCUUGGAUGUCAUGCAUGAUAAGUCAGCUCAAAUCAUUGCAAAUAUACAUAGGAACUUGGGAUAGAUUCCCAACCUAAAAAUACAAUUAUGUAGGUAUAUAUGGCCGUGCGUUGUGAAUUUGUGCCAUGUCCCUGUGCCAAUAUACUGCAUAAUUUAUUCAAAAUGAGCUUUGAGCUGAUGACACUGCCUUUGAAUCAAGGUUUGAUUUGUAUGAAUAAUAUAAUUCAACUACAUUACAACGAUAUUUCCUACAGUAUUCAAAAAGGCUGAAUAAUGUCGGACUUCUUGAUAGCAAAGCAAGUUGGAAAUGUUUCUAAAUGGACAUAUAGUUGAUAUAAGUACAUUCAAAUUUCUGAAACCCUUUUCUUCAUAGUGAAUGAUUACAUGUAAUAUGUUUAUGUAAAUAGACUGAAGAUCUCAAUUCAGACAAAUUGGUUGAGUACUCUUUCAUAUGAGAAGCACUUAUACAUUGUACUUGGUAUGGUGUACAUGUAUAUUGGUAGUGGGUAAUGUAGUAAUUAAACACAUCCCAUAAAAACCUACAAUAGUUGUAGUAUUUGAAAUAUGUCAAUUAAGUUUACAAAGUAUACAAGUCGUCUUCUAAACCUGAUACUAAACUUAUUGAAAUAUCACAAACAUAAAGUAUAUCAUAUGUGGUCAAAGUCUUUGAAAUGUCAAGGUCGACACUGUGUUUUAAAGAGUCAUUAUUAACUGAAAAGUCCAUAUGAUCAAUUUCAUUGUAUAGUUAUCAAUAUAAGAUAUUCAAAUUUUGUAUACACUGGCAGUACAUCACAAAAUUGUCCUACAUGUAUGUAAAUUAUGAAUAUUCACACAUGGUGCUAACCAAUCAACUGCCAUUUAAUUUUUAGAGGAUAUCGUCAUAAAAUGACUGAUUUCAAAUUUAACUUUUCUUAAAGAAAAGUUUUAAUUGUUGUUUUGAAUCACUAAUGAAAGUUAUAAAAUUACUCGUAAUUUUUGAAAUUUGUACCGUUGAGAGCAGAUAAUCUGGUUUUGACCAUCAUACACAUUGUGUAAUUGAUUAUUGCUAAAAAUAUCUACCAAAGGUUUUUUUGAGAUGUCCUUUGAGUUCAAUGCGAGAUCGCUAUGAGUUUGUUUAUAGAGUUUAUUCAAAUAUCUAGAGCAAUUAGUGUCUUGCCCAAGAACACAACCACAACAGCACAGACUGGCCCAUUUCUCAGCUUCCCGAGAAACACAAACCUACAUGGGUAGGGAGUGUCAAACCAUACACUAUGGGCGGUGCUCUGACUGAGCUAUUGUGGACCCCUUGAUCAUUGAAGAGAGAAUAUUGCAUAGCUUGAGUUUUUGUUGAGCUGAUAUAUACACGAUUUAUGGCAAAUGUCAUGAUAACAAAAAUGCCAUGACAGCUCACAUAUUGGUUGUCCUAGAAUGUUUAAUGAAAACCUUCAGUGUGUUUUGAAUAUGAUGUAACAAUAUCAUACCAAUUGUCUUCAGUGUGACAUUGACAUAAUGUAUUUUUCAGCAUGAUUUCAAUUGUAGUGCGUUUUUCAUAAUUUGGCGUCAGAAUAAAUACUACAUUUGUACAAAAGUAAGAUAUUGAAAAAAUAUGAUACAAGUGCUUUGCCUUUUGAGGCAGUCAUAUGAUCAAGCUUAACUUUAUUUAAGAUGAUGUUAAAAUUCAAAGUUUCCUUAAGUUGAGAACUUGGAAUAGCAUUUUACAGAAUGCCAAUCUGGAAUUGGUUGCACUGUUCAAUAAAAUGAACAUUUUUUGUCAUUAGUGUGUUCAAUCCAAGAUUGAAAACAUCGCUGUUUUAUGUGUUUUCUGAUAUUUUAUCAUUAAGAAUGAAUGUAUUUCUUGUCGCCAAAAUAGUUUGCUAUGAUACAUUUUCGUAAUUGCACUUUUGCUAUGCUCUCUAUAAUAUUCAUAUACAUGUACUCAUGUGCUUACAAAUGUAUAAUUAAUCACUCAAUUGAUAUAUACAUGUAAAUAUAUAUAUAUAAAUAUAUAUUGUUUCAAAUAAAAAAUAAAGUGUACCUUGAUAUGUUUGCAAAAAAAAUCACUGUAUAGAACAAAUUUUAUUUAGAGUCAGUUACUUGGGAGAAUUUCUUUUUUUUUCAGCAUUUAAAUUGACACUGAAGGUCAAUAUCACUCGCUGCUUUCUCUCAACCCGGCAUACACCUUUACUUUGAAUCAAAAUACUACAUAUUAUCAGUCAUUAAAAAUAUGUGAUAUUGAAACUUGUUUACCCAAUAUGAUUUUGAUCAAUUCAUGUAUAUUAUAUUACUGUGAAAUCUAUAUUACUUUUAUUAUUAUUAUUUUAAUGAGAUAUUUGUUACGUAUUGCUAGUUCAAAGAAAUAGACAUCAACAGACAUGUUGUGUGUGUCUCUAGAUUUGGGUUUGAGGACAAAUCACAUUCCAAUGUAUGGUUUACAUGUUUUAUAUUUUAUAAGUAAUAAAUAAUCUUCUGAAUCUUUA